UACGUGACAUGUCAACUUUAGAAAACCUAGAUUAUGAAUAGGGAUUUUAUUGUGAAAAAUAUUUGACCUAACAUUUUAAUAUUAUUCUUUUGUGUUAAUUUUUGUUCCUAAGAAUAUUUAUGUAGUUUCAUGUAUAUGAUAUUUUCAACUUAUUGAUUCUAUUGCUUUUUUUCUUUAAAAAAAACAAAAGCAAUGGAUUUAGAAGACAAUGCUUUGGGUUUGACCCAAGAUCAAACUGAAAAAAUGUUGCAAUUCCAAGACCUAACAGGCAUCGAAGAUAUAUCAAUAUGCAGGGACGUAUUACAAAGGCAUCAGUGGGAUUUGGAGGUUGCAAUACAGGAACAGCUCAAUAUUAGGGAAGGUCGGCCAUCAGUAUUUGCUACAGAAGCAAGAGCACCUACGGUAGUACAUGAUCACAUUGCUCAGCAAGUUUUUACAGAUGAUGGAUCAGAUGGACCUGGAGGAGUAAGGGGACUUUUCCGUUAUGUUGUCAACUUAGUUGUAUCAAUGUGUUACAGCACUAUAACUUCUGUAUUGAACUUGCUGCUAAGUUUUGUAAGAAACGAUGAUAGGAGAUUGGUUACCGAUCAACUUGGUGAUGUUAUGGGUUUUAUCAACAAUUACACAUCAAGAUUUAGCCCGCAUCCCGUUUUCUAUCAGGGGACUUAUGCACAGGCUCUCAAUGAUGCAAAGAAUGAGCUGAGAUUUUUAAUUGUCUAUCUGCAUUCAGAAUCAGCAACAGAGACACAAAACUUUUGCAGAACAACACUGGCUGACCCUGAUGUAAUACAGUACAUAAACACACAUGCUCUGUUUUGGGGUUGUUCCAUUGACACUUCGGAGGGUUGGCGAGUAGCUCAGUCUGUGGGGGGUCGUAGAUAUCCUUUGAUGUGCGUCGUAUGUGUGAGGGACCAUCGUAUGACGGUGGUAGCUAGGAGUGAAGGUGCUUGCGCGCCUCAACAGCUGUUACAACGACUACAAAGAGUCGUUACUGAGAAUGAGCCACAUCUCGCCGCUGCUAGGGCUGACAGAGUCGAGCGCGAGGUGACGGCCCGUCUGCGUGCGGCUCAGGACGAGGCUUACGCGGAGUCGCUGGCGGCUGAUCAGGAGAAGGAGAGGAAGAAGGAGAGAGAGCGAGAGGCCCGGGACCAGCUGGAGAGGGAUACUCUACACAGACAGAUGAUGGAGGAACAGCAUCGACAACAGGUGAUCGAAGCUCGUGCGGCUAUGGCGGCCAGUCUGCCCGAGGAGCCAGCCACGGGAUCGACGGCCGUCGCGUUACUCAUACGACUGCCGUGCGGGGAGAGACUCACGAGGAGGUUCUACCUCGUGGAUACUACGCAGGAUCUGUACAAUUUCGUCUUCAGUCAUCCGCAGUCUCCUGAGGAGUUUGAGAUCACCACUAAUUUCCCUAAACGUGUAAUCGCCAGAGGUCCGUCGACCUUAACGGAUGUGGGCCUCAAGGAUCGGGACGUGCUGUUCGUUAAUGAUACAAACGCAUAAUAUAUUAUAUUAAUAAAUUCAAUAAACACCACAACAUUAACAUAUUGUUACAAAAGUUUUGUUUAAUAUUGAGAAUACGGCAUUUUCGUUUUAAUUAUUCAUGGUUUCGGGUAAAACGAGUGAACUAUUUUUUUUUUUUAUGAAAAUUUUUGUUUGUUCUAUUUUUGAAUUCAAAUCGAUCUGUAAAUAGCAACGUAUUCGUAUACGACUCAAAACGGAUACGGCCAUUUUGUAUGCACUAGUAAUAAAAUUUAUGUAAUAUUAAAAGAAGUAAGUAUAAAACUAACAUCAAUAGUCAAUAAAAUACAAUUGAUGUUGUAACUACCUGCACUUUAAAUUCACAGAUACCACAAAACUUAUUAACAAAUGUAGACAAAGCCUUAUAAAAACAUCAAAUCUUUUAAAAACUUUGUUAAUAUGUUCUGUUGUAUAUGGUAAGGUCUUCGUCGUAUCAAUGGUGUGUGUGUUCUCUGUAGAUUUGUGGCGUAUGAAGUAACAAAUAGUUUGAUCAUUGACUUCCUUAACAUAAGGCUUGUUUCACACAUGUUACAUUACUGUAAAUUAUAAAGUGAUUACACUUGAGAAGUGAUAAUUUAGAUUUAAUAUAAGGAUUUUAAAAAGUUCUUAUUGAGAAACUUAAUUUUAUUUGACAGUUUCGAUUUUUGAAGUUAGUUUUUUUGCAUUUUUGUUAAUUAAUAAAUUGUUUGUCGGGUCAUGCUUCAUGUCGGAAAAAUAUGCAGAUUUUUUAUUCUCUUUUCUAAUAACAAAAAUAUAUGUAAUUUUAAGACUCAUUCAGUUUCUUUGUCUACAGCAUUCAUUAGUUUUAGCUCUAUUCAUAUUUUUGUUGUGACGGUUACGAUGACGUAUACGAAAUAUGUAGAAAUAAAAGGAAUUCGCCGACAAAAGUUGAUGAUAUGUUAAUCAAAAUUACAAAGAUUUUUUUUUUUAUUAUCUAUAUUUCGGCAUGUCUUUGGUCAACAUUAUAUAAUCUGUUACACAUUCGGUAUUAUAUCUGUGUCUUAUUGAAUGCAUAUUGUUAUGUAAAUAAAAUUACAUUACCAAUAGUUAUUCUCUCACACGAGUUUGUUAGAAAAUACUUUUAAGUCACAUUUAUUGUAAUUUUUUUAGACAUCUUUAAGUAUAAUUUUCGCUGCAUUUUACUUUGCUUUUGCUUGGAAACAGUCCGUUUGUGAUACCUGUAGGAUGUGCCGUACGGUGCAGAGGAUGACUGCAUUUACUUUAAUGGAAAUGUAAUAUAUUGUUUUGUUGUAAUAUAAUGUUCCUUAAGAA
Molecule: messenger RNA, 2793 nt
Organism: Danaus plexippus (monarch butterfly)
Lineage: Eukaryota; Metazoa; Arthropoda; Insecta; Lepidoptera; Nymphalidae
Gene: Faf2
Product: FAS-associated factor 2
Exons: 7
Coding region: 193-1503 (436 amino acids)
Cellular component (GO): endoplasmic reticulum
Molecular function (GO): ubiquitin binding
Source: RefSeq, a predicted model, not a curated record